Messenger RNA from Drosophila ficusphila, 1995 nucleotides. RefSeq lists its product as uncharacterized. Bases 167 to 1978 code for a protein of 603 amino acids. The record is from RefSeq and is a predicted model, not a curated record. The transcript has 2 exons. NCBI's taxonomy places the organism in Eukaryota, Metazoa, Arthropoda, Insecta, Diptera, Drosophilidae.
AAAAUGUAUUGACAUUUCAAAAAUCUUCUUCCUUUUAGCCUAUCAAUGAAAUUACCCUCAAAUUUUAGGCCCGUUGUCAAAAUUUAAUUUGAAAUUAAAAAGUUUCAUCUAUUGUUUGAAACUUGCACAACCAGUUUUUUUCAAGUGGUCAGAAAGACUUUAAAAAAUGUUAGAGCGAAGUCGAAGAUCCCAACUAAGCCUGGAUUCUCUUUAUCCGGCUCCUGUGAGCUCCACCACGAUGCGGAGAACCCGUCGAGUGUGCCUUAAUAUCGAAGCGAAUGGGUCAGGACCUCUAAGACCUCGGAGGAGGCGAAGAAGGGAACUACUUAAUCCUUACUUCGUGACAUAUCCGCCAAUAUAUGAUCCAAUGCAGUUGGGGCAUCCAUGGAACUUCAAUGUCUGUUCCAAUUCUUUACCGUGUACUGGGUAUGAAACUUUGGCUGAUCUCCCUUACCGCUUAAAUGCAGGAGAUCAGUACGAAUGUGAUUCGCUUGGGGAAAUAUCAUUGCCAGAAGAAUCCAAUAAUUCGAAUUGCCAGCAAGCUGUGCACGAUCUUAAGGAUAUUUUAAAGGGGUUGGAUGGUUAUUUGCAGUCAGAGAAGGUCAAUCUAACAGCGAAAGAACAAGUGGAACCCGUUUCUAUUCAAAAUCAAGAUGAUCAGAAUUCAGACUCCAAAAAUUGCAAGCUCUCAGUACUAACGGAUAUCAUGUGUGUAACCAUUGAUAGGUUGAACAACUAUAUAGCAAAUAAUUCAAAACAACAACAGUUGCUGUCUACUUUGAGCCAAGGGAACCUGUUGAGAGGAAGUGUACCACCGGUACAGGUGGUGCAGUUACCUGUGCAACCGUUGAUCCUACAGCCCAUGGCUUCUUAUCCUUCAUCUAAUCAUUAUCCACCACCUGAGCCAAGCGUUCAGAAGAAAUCCCUUCCGGAGCGAUUACCCUGGUUAAAGGAACGGAAAAGGAAACGACCGCCAAAACCCCCUGCCUACAUUCACCUGCAGAACCAGGAAAGCAGUACAGAGGAUUUGAACGUAUUGCCAAAAACUCUAGAAGCUUCGAAUUCGACCAAUGAAAGUAAUAAGUUUUCGGUUCCUCAGCAAUCUCCCAGCCAGUCCACAAGAGAUUCUGGCACAACCAUGUGGUGUUCAAUGAAAUGUAACAAGGCUGCAUACUCUUUAGGUCCCAAGGAUGAAUUGUUUCCCCCCUGUCUUAAGGCACCUCCACCUAGCAUAAAGUCCGAGGACGAAAUAGAAGGUCAAGAGCAGUAUUUUCACACGCCCCCCGAAUCCAUCUUCCAUCUUGGCUCCCCUCAAACAUGUAGUUACACUUCCAGUUGCGAUUUCUUUCAUGAGGGGGGAAACCUAAGAUACUCCUAUAUAGAAGAGGAGGAGGAGGAGGAGCAGGUGGAUAAAGAUGACUGGUAUCGCAGUACCAGCAAUAAAUUAGCCGAGUUGGAAGUGGAACAGGACUAUUUCAAUCGAAUGGAAAAACAAACGCGAUUUACCACCAAAGAUGAAACACUUCAAACUGAUAUUGAAACAAGCAGUGAAAAUAGCUUUCUAACUAUUAUAGCCACAACCGAUAAGGCAAUCAGCACCACUGGUUUAAACCGCCGAGAACCUAUAAAAAUUGAGCGGAUCUGCAAGAAAUCUUCUUUAAAACAGCGACCGAGGCAUAAAAAUGGGAAUCAAAAGGAAGACUUGCCAGGAACACCUAAAGUCACUUUUAAAAAACUACAAAGCACCGAAGGAGUCCAGGUUCGACCAGAAACAAAAUCCUUGGGCACGGAUCCUAUAAAAAAAGAAUCCAUACUCAAUAUAAGAUUCAACCCUUCCACUGAAACUCUUACUGAUCAAAAGGUGAAGCUUAGAAGCAGGAGCAAUCCAAAACGGUCUGUUGGUUUUAAAGAAUCCCCAUCUUCUCUCAAAUCGAAGUCAACUCGUACUUCUUUGCGAAGCGGAAAAACGAGGACCUAAGAAAUUCUGCAUUAAAG